This is a messenger RNA of Acanthaster planci (crown-of-thorns starfish), 14704 nucleotides long. RefSeq names its product phospholipase C epsilon 1 (gene plce1). The record is from RefSeq and is a predicted model, not a curated record. NCBI's taxonomy places the organism in Eukaryota, Metazoa, Echinodermata, Asteroidea, Valvatida, Acanthasteridae. Gene Ontology annotation, molecular function: phosphatidylinositol-4,5-bisphosphate phospholipase C activity; guanyl-nucleotide exchange factor activity; protein binding. Gene Ontology annotation, biological process: phosphatidylinositol metabolic process; phosphatidylinositol-mediated signaling; release of sequestered calcium ion into cytosol.
GCACAGUCCAGGCUGCAGAUUAGUAGCGCGACGUAGCGGCAGAGAUACACCACCAGUCAACGGGUUCCAAAUGGAUGCACAGUAGAAAUCUUCACGUGUGCCGUUGUUCGUGCUUUUUGCAAGUCGCCACUCUCCACCGCUGCUCUCCGUCUCUGGAUUUUUCGUUCACACGAGGGGAAAGUAUGUUCCAGGGCCUAUCGGAGCCAAGGAUAAUACAGACGGAGACCGUCUUCCGCUCGGCGAGCACGGGCAUGGAUUAAUCGCUCAAUCGACGUUUAGUGUCUUCGGAGAAGAUCAGGUAAUGAUGAGGUGACUAGCGUGACGUUGUACCCUAUUCGGAGGUACCAUGGGGGACCCCAGCAGCACUGUGGCCUUGCACUACCUGGGCAGCGGGGAGGUUUGUAGCUCCUCGGCAGGCAAACACACGGAGGGCCUUGUCCACCGUCUUCUCCUGCGCCACCUCCGCGAGGAGAAGGCCUCGGACAGUGGAGAGGGGCCGGCGCCUCCCGGCCGGCCCCUGGGUGAGGCCUUCGGGAGGCGUGUGGACCUCCUCCAGAGCGGGGACUUGAGCGGUCUGCGGGCGGUGGACCACGAGACUGGUGUGUCGUUCAUGAGUUGCAAGUGGCAUGCUGUCGGGCAGUGUACGGUGAGCUCCACGCUUCGGCAAUGGUUCACUGUCACGGUCGGGUACUCCGACGACAAGGAGUGGACCUGUUACGUCUUCAGUGCCCCGUCAAGACGUCAGGCCAGGCGGAUGGUAGAGGUGAUUACGAUGAGAAUGGAAGGAGUUGACCCGAGUACCAAGGAUUUACCGUGUCGACGUGCCUCCCUACAGCCGACCCUCCUCAGCCAUCGCCGCUCAACUUCCCUUGCUCCGAAGGCCUUGCUGUCGUUGGAUGGUAGCAGUCGCGUGGAGCUGAGGAGCCCCCUCCUGGGCUCCCGACACCUCCCAUCCAGGCUACGGAAGGCAUCCUUGUCCAAUCUGAGAACGCUGCCCUGCAUCACCGCUUUAACCAUCAACAUGUCUCUGCUGGUCAGGCAACUCCAAUCUGUGACCGGCAACCCAAACGUGGACGCGGACGUUCUGCGGAUGGCCAUCCUCUUCAACGACGUGGCCACCGUGUCAAGGGUUCUGCACGCCCACUUUAACCUGUUCAACGUCAAUUACGACGUGGUUGGUCCGGGGACCAGGAAAGCCCGACCUCGGAGCGAUAGCCUGACCGUCCAGGUGCUGCUGAAUCAGAGCACGGCCCUCAUCAGCAAUUGGGAGAGGAGCCAGGAGGACGACGCCCACCACGGAACACCCAAACCGAGCGUGUUCACGAACGCCUUGCACCUGGCCAUAGCCUGCGGGUCGACCGAAGUGGUACGCCUGCUGGUCAAAUGCGGCGUGGACCCCAACUGCGAAGGGGUGGAACUCCAAGAGGAUCUGGGCCUGACGUCCAACCAGCAGACGAACGGCACUGACCCUGACGGUCUUCAGUACUUCGCCAACCAGAUCAACUCCGUGCGGGAAUGGUUUGUCAAGCCGGCCGUGCAUCUGGCCACGCGGAUGGGGAACUGCCUGAUUGUCAAGACCUUACUGCGUUAUGGCGCCGAUCCCGAGGCUGAGGAUUCCCGAGGCGCCACGCCGCUUCACGUAGCCGCCCAGUCCCCGCUGGAGCGCUGGGAGUGCGCCGCUAUUUUUAUCGAACACGGUGCAAGGAUAUUUAAGGCCGACAGCCGGGGCCAGCGGCCGAUCGACGUGGCCCCAGGGCUGGAGGUGCUCCAGCAGAAAGUGGUCCAGGAGAUCCUGGAUGUGUUUUACCCUGAGAAGGGCCCCGACGACCCCGAGGAGGACGUCCUGCAGCAGCGGAUCAAUUCGGUCCGGGACAACCGCAAGGUGUCUCUCGGACUGCUGGCGCUGCCGCGCUUUGUGGCCAAGGUAGCCCGAUCUCGCUCGCCCAACUCGCGGGACCGGUGCGCCACGGUCUGCAUCCCGCAGGAGGCCAACCAAGACAGGGAGACCCCGGAGCAGAUUGCUGCGGCGGAGAAGCGGAGCCGGAAGAUGAGCCUCGGGCUGUGGAACUGGCUGGACAGGCGCCGGAGAUCAAGGGAGGAUCCCGUGAAGAGCGACCAGGAGCACACCGACUCUGUACCGGGAUCGCCCGUAGAGAAGACGUCGCAGCCCGCGCCGAACGUAAGCGGAAAUGAGCCCAAGCUCAAUAGAUCAAGAACACAUACCCUGGAUGAUAUAGAAGAAGAUGCUUGCUGCGAGACCUUUGCGGCCGAAAGGAGUGUGCAGAUCCUCCAGCGUCUGUCGGCCAAUCAGGAAUGCCUGCCCCUCCUCCUAGACCGCCUACCAGUGUGCCUUCCCAAACUUCAGCCUCUGACGGCCAGCCUGGGAGGACAGCUCGGCCUGGGUGUCGGCAAGAUGCUCCGGAACAUCCUUCAGGCGUGCACGGCGCCAGGUGGCGGAGACGGGACCUUAGAAGGACUGGAUGCAGACGAGAGUCACCAUGGCAGCGGCUCUUUGGAGGGCAUCCGGGGCGAGAGGCUCGGCAAACUGUUUCGCAUCGCCCUUCAGUUCGUCAGAUGCGGCCAGUGCGUCCGGGACGCGGCCCUGAGCGUCGUCAACGCGGUGCUGCGCCUGCACCUGAAGAUGGAGGAGAGCCGGAAUUCGACGUGCUGGGGAUGCAGCAGCAGCCCACGGAGAUCCGCACCGAUCCCAGGAUCGCCUGAGAGAGGGACACCCUACAGGCGGUCCCCCAGACACCAGCGGGAAUACCACGACCAGCAAGGGGAGCAUCUCUCCGUGUCGUUCAGCCGGGGGUCGAACUCCAAAGACAGUGAGUCGAACUCGAUCCCGGCCAGCCCGUCCCUGGACCGAUUCCGGCUGAAGGUGGAGGGCCACCAGCCCAAGACCGCGUCUCCGGGACUAACCAGGAAGCCAAGCUUUCGAUACAGCUCCAACUCCUUCUACGCCAAACGGCUGGUUCUCCGGAAGAGCGUCCACUCCAAGCUGGGCAAGUUCGCCCGGAGCAUCGGCCGGAGCGCCAAGACGAAGCAGGCCUCCGCCCAGCCGACAGUGCACAGCGCGGUGCGGCUCUUGACGACCGUCGACGUCGACAUGCUUCUGGACUGCCUGCAGAGUGUAGCCAGGUCGUCCGAUUCUGCCGAGGAGUCAUCGAGUGAGAGUGAGAAGUCCUCUCCGAAGAGGCCUCCGGCAGAGGCCGGCCCGAGCCAAGUAAAGCAAGCCCAGAGGCUAGCGGCCAGGGCAUUGCUGACAAUAUCCAGCUUACCGUCCACCCGCCGAGCCCUUAUGCGUCCGGAAUACAUGUGGAGACUCCUGUCAGUUUUGGAGCCAACGUGUGACCAGGAUUUCCUGUGCCUCGUUCUUCAAGUCAUUGAGGUCCUUGUUUUGGAUCCAACAAACCACGUGGCCUUAAUGUCGGCAGGCUUGGCCCAACGAAUCGACAAGAUUUCCCGCCAUCACGUCGAUCGAACGUGGGCAAACGAGAAAUCUCCUUACUUCGGAUCCAUUUUGGCGCUGCACAUCACGCGGAUCCGGGUGUACCUGGGGCUGCUAGAUCACAGCGAUCACAGGAUGUCCAAAAGCCUACUGGGCAUGGAAGCCGAAAUUUGCUCCACCACGGAUGUCCCCGCCACGAUCAGGAAUCAGUCCAGUCCGCUUCAUCGCGACGCGGGCAGCGGCAGUGGCGGCGGCAGCAGGGGUGACCGCCGAGGCCCGGCCAGCCUGCUGCUGAAGAUGUCUCAUGCGACACUCGAGACUCUGGUUGCCACGGCGAUCGGUCAUCAUCAAGGCGUGGGAGGCACCGACGGGGGUUGUCAGUGCAACGCAAAUCCAGAGCCACAAGUGAGCACUCGGCACCAGCGCCUCCUGAAGAAUCCAAGAUGUCAACCGCUAGGCCGCUGCCAGUUCUGCUGCUUUCAGGAUACUCUCCUGGAGACGCUGCCCAUGACCGUUCACCCUGUCGUCCUGCUGCGACUGCUGGAGCAGGUGCUGCUUACCACGCUGCGCGGCACGCUGAACGGGACGCAGGGUGAAGCGGGCGAUGAGAUCCUGCAGACCAAGGUCCUGUUGAUGCUGACAAGAUGGUUGGACACCAUUCCCGAGGACUUCCAAUGCAAUCCUUUCCUGCGGCGGGAGGCCUCUCUGCUGAUGAGACGCCUUCCACCCCUCAGCAAGCAUUUCCAGCCCCUUGUCAAGAAGAUCCAGGGGUUGCUUUCCUCGUCUUGCUCCUCAGAUCCUCUCCCCCGACCCAUGAAGACGCAGCAGCACCAGGAGUUUCCCCAGCACAACCCCAGUAUCUCCUCCACCGAGAGCCUACGGUUGGCUGCCACUACCACAGGUGCGGGCGCCUCCCCAGAGCCCGAGGACACCGCCUCAGUGGGCUCCAGCUUCUCCCGGCCUGGUGGCCGGUCGGCAACUGGUGUGAGCGGCCCGCUCAGCCGGUUCAAGCGGAAUGCCUCGCUCAACUCACAGGGCUCCAGCUGCUCGUCAGUCAGCGGGCUUCAGAGCGUGGGCGGCCUGCCCUCUGCUAUCGCCAAGAAAGCCACUCUCAUGUAUGGGGAGGAGCUAGACCAACUCUAUCAGAAGCUGAACCGUGACAUCAUUGAUGAGCAUCUGCCAUGCAGUCAAGAGGACGCAGUGAAACUGGCCGCUCUCCAGCUGUUGGCUGAGUCACCGGCUCACCACACACCCACGACAGCCCCCCACCACCACCACCACAGCCAACAACAACAUCACCACCACCAGCAUCAACAAAACUACCACAAUCCUCAUCACCACCAGCCGCCAGCCCCCACGACCCGGCCAGUCAUGGGCCUGCCCACAGUCACAUUGGACCUGCCUUCUGAGGACCUCGAGACUCCCAUCGUUGACGACUUCAUCCUGGAGGACGAGCUGGGCCAUCAGAGCCCUGAGCCAGACGGUGGCAUCGACCUUCUCCAUCACUGUAUUCAUCAUCAUCCUCAGCUUCAUCAUCAGAGCCCAGGCUUGAGUGACAGACACACCAUCUCCAGGACCUCUGGACCCUGUAAAUCCAGCCCUGAUAACACCAUCGCUGACGGGGACAGUGACAGCCCAUUACCGUGGACGGGCAGGACGGCACCGCAAGCCGGAGAAAACCCUGGUGUGAUUGUCACGCACUCGGGCAACAUUCCACUGGAGGACGCUGCCGCAGCCUCUGCCAUUGCUGCCCACGCAGCGGCUGAUAAAGUCUGCCUGGACAAAGUCAAGCGAUGCCUGCCCCGCGGUUACAGCAAUGCCCGCGCCGUGCAGAAGUCGGCUAAGAGGUGCUUCCAGUGCUACUCGGGUGCGCUGGCAGAUGUGCGCGACCCCGCCGAGCGGAGUUCAAGGGCGAAGCAGAUGUACGUGGAGUUCUGUAAGCAGUUACCUCUAUACGGGAGUAGGAUGUUUCACGUGAAGGAAAUGGCUGGGAGCCGACUGAAAAAGAAGGCUCCUCGCAUCCUUUGCAUCGGCCCCAAGGACAUCUCACUGCUCCAUCCAUCCUCCAAGGCGGUCCUGCGUUGCCACCGCACCGCCCUACUCCAGAACUGGCACAUUGGGCCCUGCCGGCACGGUGCCAGCCACCAGCUGCUCUUGGAGUUCCAGGCCGGCAGCAGCAGCAACAACAGCAAGUGGGCCGUCCAGCCCCUUAGCUUCUUGGAGUUGAAGGCCAUCUGCGCCAACCUGACUGCCGUCAUGCAGAAGGCGCAGGAGAAUGGCGACAUGGACGGGGAGUCACAGGUGCCCGAAGGGUCUCCAUCCACUCUGAAUAAACCCUCAGGCCAAGAUGGCCCCCACAUGCCCCAGAGACAGACCUCCCUCUACCAGGAGGAGUUUGAGCGCUGCCGCAAGCUCCUGCACUUCCCCGAGGAGGUGGCACUUGCCCUGACUGAGACCGAGCAUGCACUGUUUCGUGAGGUGCCGCCUGCCAGCUACGUCAGGCAGGUCACCAAUGCCCGCGGCCAGGGCCUGGAGUUUGCGAAUGGGGAAGAGGCUGGGAGCAAGACCGUCAAGGACCUGCUGCUUCGUUUCCGAGAGGUGAGCGACUGGGUGACUGAAAUCAUCGUCACUGAGGGAGAGGAGAACAAGACCAUGCUGCUGGUCAGCCUGGUGCAAGUAGCAAAUGCCUGCUGGAACAUGGGCAACUUCAACACCGUGAUGGAGAUACUAGACGGCCUCAGGAACUUUUUUGAUUGCUCCAGGUCCAUGCUGGUGCGGCCGCUCUUUCAGGACUCGGAUGAGGCCGACGUGGAGGCCAUGAUGGCGCUCUACGAGUCCAUCAGCAGCAACAGCGCCGAGUACCGGGAGGCCGUGGACCGGGCCAUCUGCAUCCCCGGCUGCAAGGUGGUGCCAUACUUCGGCGCCUUCCUGCGCGAGCUGCAGAGCAUUUACGAUGAGAACUCACCCGUGGUGAUGGUUCCAGAAUCCACUGACAAAGAUGGUGAAAAUGGAACGUUAAAGGACACCACGGCAGAAUACACUGGGGGGCUGCUCAACACGGAGAAAAUGAUGAGGGCGCACUGGGUGCUGACUGAUAUCAGGCUGUGCCGACAGGCUGCAGAGAGGAAUAUCAGCAUGGAGAAGGACAGUGACAGUGAAGGCAAAGAUGAUGAUGAUGUCAAGUCAAUGGGCAAGACGUCCUACAUCACCUGUGAUGACCAGGAGUACCCGUAUGAGCCGAUCCACCCAGUGUCCAACCCCCACCACAUCCAGAUCAUUCCCCACCACCUGCUGGAGCGAGACCUGCACCGGCUGCAGUGCAUGCACCACGGCACCACCCUGGUCCACUGGGAUGACGAGGGCAAGUCUGCCCUUUGCACGCUGCGGCUGGACCCCAGCAACAGCCUGCUGGUCUGGUCCCGGACCUGCCCUACGGGUGGGGGAGAGGACUCGGAGAGCUCGCUGGAGGCGGUGCUGGGUGGCAAGUACAGCUCUAGCACCACGAUAGCCAGCGGACUGGAGGAGGGCUACCUUGACCUGAUGAGUGCAAAGGAUGUCUUCCUGGGCGACCAGGAGGUGGACUUGGCGCCCAUUGCCAAGAGGCACAACCUGCCAGGGCUCAGCCAGGCUGAGAACUCUUUUGCCGUCCUGUACGGCGGCAGCAUUGCUGACAACAGGCUCUUGCAUUUUGUGGCACCCAACCGGACAGUCCUGCUCUGGGCAUACGGUCUCCAGGCCCUGAUCCGGGCCAUUAGACAUUACCGCUUGUACACCGCUGACCGCAGGAUCCUCUGGCUACAGCGAGAAUAUCUCAACUUGUUCUACGAAGACGGGAAGUGCAUCGGACCAACUCCACUAGAAGCUAUGAAAAUUUUUGGCGGUAAAAAUCUGGCCAUGAAGAAACUGCCCAGUGACCGGAACCAAAACUCUGACUCCAGUUCCACGCUGAACAAGCUGCCGGCCGGGUUCAGCGCCCCGACUAAGAAGAUUGCCAUCAAGCAAAAAUCGCUGGUCUCGCAGAAGGGCUCCGAGGAUGGCAAGCUCCGGAAUCGGAGCCGCAAGGCACAGAGCUUCAAGAAGAAGGCCAUGCGGAAGGUGCAGACACGCACCAUGGCCAGUGACGCCUUCCACGGCUCUGUCGACAUGGACGACUCGCCCUCCUCCAGCGUGGACAUGCCGGACGGGUCAAGGACUGCCAACGACGACAGCGGCAUCUCAGAGCCCAAUGAGUCAGCCCCAGAUGGGAAAGAUUAUGAUGCGACGUCAGUUUCUGCCUCAAUCGUCACAGACCACAGCCGGACGAACUCCACCCGUAGUCGGACGGACUCAGGCCACAGCCGGACUGAUUCCAGCUACAGCGAGCUGGGCCAUGACAUCCCCUUGUCUUACUACGCCCGCCGGAAGUCACCCAGUACCUCCUCCACAGGAACCCAGGGCCUACUGACUAUGAACUCACAGCUUACUUUUGCCGAGUUUGUGGAGCUGUUCAAGUCUUUCAGCCUGCGCUGUCGGAAGGACCUCAAGGACAUAUUUGACUCCUAUUCCAAACCUUACUCCUCCAACAAGGACCCGCUACUGGCCAAGACGGAGGACUCUGAAACAGAGUAUAUGCCAGGAACCAUGUUCAGCUUGAGCAGGAACAUGUUCGUAGAGCCCCUGACUGACAGCAACCGCCGCGUGGCCGACGCCAUCGCGGCGUCCAGCGUCCAGGCCAACAGCACGGGCGUCCAGACAGUCACCACCCACGUGAUGGGCGUGGAGGAGUUGAGGCAGUUCCUGAGCCGGGAGCAGGAGGAGGAGCUGGAGGAAGAGGCCGUCUUGAGGAUCAUCCAGCGUCAUGAGCCAACGGCUUCCGUCAGGGACCAGCAGUGCCUGUCCUUUGAGGGCUUUGCCCGCUUCAUGAUGGACAAGGACAGCUAUGCCUUCAACAGCGAAGAGCGUGCCUACAAACAAGACGAGCACAACCACCCAAUGAGUCAUUACUACAUUGACUCCUCCCACAACACUUACCUAACAGGGCACCAGCUCCGAGGCGAGUCCUCUGUCGAGAUCUAUGCACAGAUCCUGUUGACUGGCUGUCGGUGCGUGGAGUUGGAUUGCUGGGACGGUGACGACGGCAUCCCGAUGAUAUACCACGGCCACACGCUGACUUCCAAGAUCAGCUUCAAGGAUGUAGUCGAAGCCAUCAACAGGGCAGCGUUUGUGACUUCGGACUAUCCCAUCAUUCUAUCUAUCGAGAACCACUGCUCCCUGCCCCAGCAAGCAAGGAUGGCACAGAUCUUUCUGGAUGUGUUUGGUGAUAAGCUGGUGACGAAAUUCAUGUGCGAGUCGGACUUCAGCGAUGACCCCCACCUGCCCAGCCCCGAGGACCUCCGAGGGAAGAUCCUGGUGAAAAACAAAAAGAUCAAAGCUAACCAGCUACCGCCGGAGCUUCUCAAACACAGGAUGAUGCAGAUGGUCGGAGAGCAGAAGAGCCAGUUGGGGGCGGAGCUUGCUGCAGCCACUGCCUCCAUGGGGGACAUUUCAGAGGAGGAGGACGAUGAGUUUGAGGAUGCCUAUGAAGACGUCCUGCCAAUAGAAGAAACCAGCAGUGAGGUGCCAGAGAGCAAGACUGGCACACUAUCCAGAAUGGAAUCAACGGCAACCGAUAUAUCAGAGCUUUCCGACGAUCCUUCCAAGUCCAUCUCAGUCAACAACAAUAACACUGCCAACGCUAAGACUUAUACCUCACAGAAGAGCAAAACAGGCAUAACGACGCCCAUCGGAGGCGGGGAAGACAUGCACAAGAUGGUCCAAGCCAAACACAAGAAGAAGAAGGAAGGGCACCAGAUUGCCGCACAGCUCUCCAACCUUGUCAUCUAUACGCAGGCCGUCAAGUUCCCUGGUUUUGCAGAGCAGUCAAGCUCCAGUAAGGACAAGACGGGUAAAAACCGAGAUAAGGAGCGGAAAGGAAGCACAUCCUCCAAUGCCUCUAUACCAGGUAGCCCAGCCCUUUCCACCAAGGAAAUCAGCUUGAGUCGAGGUGAUUCUUUGGACAUGGAUCGAGGCGUGCCGGACAGCCUGCCCUCGGAGCAGAUCUCCAGUCUGACGCAGACGCCCAAGUGCUACCACUGCUCGUCGGUGAAUGAGACCAACCUGAAGAGAAUGUUCCGCAAGUUCCCGGCCCAAUUUAUCAAGCAUACCGAGUACCAGUUGAUGCGUACCUACCCAGCGGGCAUGAGGAUAGACUCAUCCAACUACAGUCCCAUCAUCUACUGGGCCUUUGGUAUCCAGAUGGUAGCUCUCAACUACCAAACGGAAGACACCAACCUGAUAACCAACAAGGCCAUGUUUGAGCAGUCAGGCAACUCGGGCUUCGUCCUGAAGCCAGCCAACCUCAGGGACAAGACACACCCUCUCUUCCAGCGCUUCAACGCCUACGACAAGGUCUUCGAGGGGCUCCAGGCCAAAGAGUUGACCAUUUCUAUUGUGUCGGGCCAGUUCCUCUCCACCUCCAGCCCCAACGCCUCAUACAGCGUUGAGGUUGAGACCAUUGGCAUCCCGGCCGACUGCGCCAAAUGGAAGACCAAGCCUUCACCCCGCAAUGCCGUCAACCCCAUCUGGGACGAGACCUUCACCUUCCAGAUCAGCUACGAUGCAAAUGCCUUCCUGCGGCUGGCCGUGGUGGACAGUAGUGGAAACGUCAUGGUCCAGCGGCAGAUUCCCCUCAGGUGCCUCAGGACAGGUUUUCGGCAUGUCCGGCUCCGCUCACCCCAGAACGUUCCCCAAGAGCUGGCCACCCUGUUCGUCUUCACCCGCCUGGAGGACAUGAAGGACAUCUCGGACAAGACCCAGGUCUUGGAGGCCCAGCAGAAACGAGAGAUGCUGUCCAACAUGGUCUACUACCACAUCGGCCGAGAGCGCAGCUCCAGGAUGGAGUUCAUCGAGGUUGUUGACGGGUCGGAGGUCAAGCGGGAGGCCCAGCCUGUGGUUGUAUAUGGCAUUGUGUUCACUGAGCAGAGCACAACAUUGAAAGCCACACCAGACACAAGAGUCCAUGAAAUCAUCGCCCAGGCUCUAGGUUGGGCGGACAAGCAGCUGGACGAGAUCAGCCUGUACGCCUUGAUUGAGGACGUGCAGGAGAACUGGGAGGAGUACCCGGGGGAGUCCAAGGUGGACAGCCGGUUGGAGGAGCGCACCCUGGAGAUGGAUGAGAGGGUCCUCGAGGUGCAGGCUGGCUGGUCCGGAAAGGGCCGCUUUGUCCUCAAGCAGAUCACAGAGCUGCAGCAGGACCAGUCACACUGCCACCACUCGCCCGGCCACCUCAACCACUUCAACCACCUCAAGACCUCCAGUCUGCGGUCGCCGCGGUUCCACAGGAACCAUAGGAGACAUCGCUCGGAUGAGUGGGCAUCCGUCGAUGCCGGCAGCGCUGAGAAGACGUUCCUGGUCUGGGUGUACAACGUGUCCCAGGAGCAACCGUACACAGUGUUUAGGGCCUCAGUCACCAGCACAGCACAGGACAUCAUAGCCCAGGCAAUGGCCAAAGCCCACCGCCUGGACACCGACCCCAGCAACUACGUCCUAACUGAGGAGGUCUACAAGGACUGGAAGGGCUCCGAGAAGAAGGACAUCCAGGAGAAAGUGACCAGCCGUGUACUGGAGGACACUGAGAGAGUGUUUGACGUGCAGAACCAAUGGAAGACACCGGGCAGGUUCACCUUGAGGGACAGAGACGAGCCUGCCGUAGCUCAGAACCUGCCCAAUGUCAAGGUGGCUGUGAGCAGCGUGGUCGGGGGUAGUGGCAAGAAGUCCGGCUUCAAGCGGCUGACCAGCAUGAAGAACCGGAAGACCAGCAAGGAGAUAAGAGAGAAGGAGGGCUCACUACUUAACCUGUCAAGUGCAGCCAAAAAGUCUUCCACCUUGCCCCGCGACUUCAAGGCCGAGGACUUCAAGGCAGAGUUUGAGCGGAUGGAGGAGGCAGACAAGGGCUCCUCCCGUUCCUCCAAGAGCAAGCUCCUACCGUCCAGGACCAACCUGGUGGGCAAGCUGAAGCGGUGGAAGACGGAGAGCUCCUGAGAUCUACUCGUCUCCAAUCAUAGUCGGGGACCAUCGCAGGAUUAGACACAAGGCCGGUCGCAAGGAACAAGGGUCAACAGUGACUCAGUCGCAUAGGUUUUGGUGUGAACCUUAGAUGGGAGGGUCUCGUGCUGGCGUUGUGGAGCUUGUGAGGUCUUGUGAUGGUCUUAAGGGGGUCUCGACUACAAGAACAAAACAGACAAAGUUGAACAUUUUAAUCAGUGCAACAAUUUCACAUUCAACUUCCGAAAUGCCAAACGUGUCCCCGCUGGAUUUGCAGCAGAAAAAAAACUGAGAACAUCGCUGACAGUGUUGUAUACUUUGUUGUUUUGUUUUUAGGUUUCGUUGGGAAAUUAUAAGGCAACUUUUGCUUUGUUUGGAUGCGCUAAUAUGAAAAUGUUGUAUAUCCAAAAUGCUAACUUGUUUUGUUGGGUUGGCCUCUUGCGCCGCUGAUGCGUCGUUGUAAUGGGAAAAACUGGCUGGGAAUUAUGGCUCUGCCUUAUAUGCAUAAGCAGAAAAACCUUGAGAACCAUGGGCUCACCAUGCCACAUGGUCCACACCUUCGUCUGACUGCCUUAUACGCUUGUGCCAUCACCCAACAGCAGUAUUCAUAUCAACAAUACAGAGGGCCCAGUUAUGCGCAGAUCCUCUGCACCAGAUUCCAGUAGUCUUGUAUUGGUGUGCUGCACCCAUCGGCAACAGGUGUCUGAUGUUUCAUUGGUCCAAACAAAGGCAAACAAAUAAGUAAAUUUAACUAAACCAAAAUCUCGACAUUCUACUCCGUGAAGUUUAAGUUCUGUUGUCCACAGAGUUUUAGAGUAAUUUUGGAAAAUUUUAAUAUUGACCAAGGCAUUACACAUUCAUUUUGGAGAAACAGUGCUCCUUCCAAAUUUUUAAGAGUUGCAUCUAUUGAUGUCUAUGUACAACAUUAUUUUUCCAUAUGAUUUCCAUUUGUCAAAUAUUAUCUAAAUAUUAUUAGUGAGCAUUUCCCCCAAUUUUUAAGCCUCAAAGCUUGGCUAGUGUCUUGUACAAUGUAUGUUGUGUUUAGCAAAAUAGAGGAUUAUGACACGUAGGUCUUUUAUGUACGCUUUUUUAUUUCAAAAGUAUUACAAACUAUUGCUUUUUGUACUAGUUUUUAAAUUUCCACUGAAUUUUACGGACAUUCUUUAAGGCAAAUUGAGACUGGUCUUUUUUUUAUGGAAAGCACUUUUUAUAGGGCUAAUAAUUAAAAAGUUUAUUUGCUCUUGCAAGUUUUUGCAAUGCACAGUGUUCUGCUGAACCGUUUUUAAGAUUGUUUGCAAUAAAAAUUACCAGUGCAAAAUUGGUAGUUGCUUUUUCAAACACAAUGUAUUAUUUAUAAUGCGAGGAGUUGUUUGAAAUAAAAAUACCAGUAGUGCAAUGAAUAGGCUUGUGAUGUAUAGAUGACACCAUUUUACAUUUUGACCACUUCGGGCUUUUCAGGAGUGAGCAAAUUUCGCACAAUCGGCAGGUUUAGGUAUGCAAAAAUGGUGCAAGGGCAUUAAUAUUAAGUUGUUGUCAGCUUGUUCAUGUAGUGAUCACUACACAACAUGUACAAAUCAAGCUGAUUUGCAUAUUCAUAAAUGACCAAUUUCUCCUUGGCCACCCCAUGAUAUUGAAUCUGUCAUUCUGUUUUCAAAUAAGAGUAGACCAAAUAUGCCAUUUUUAAAUUCACAAAUCAGUGGUUUAUUUGCUUCAUGAUGGGUUUGUGCAUUAGUGCCUGGACCAGUGGCUACGUUACUUAAGCCAUUAAUGAGGAAUUCCUGUUCUUUGACAAACCAAAGAUUGAACAAACUUAUAAUCUAGAAGCACAAUUGUAAACCAUCAUGCUUAGUUUUGGUAAAAGUGUUAUAAAGAGUUUUAUGAGUAGACAGCCCUGGUCAAACAGCUUGCAAGUUUGAGUCAGACUCAAGAUUGUGCAUUCAAAAGUAACCCUCCUUUUGUACAAUCGGCAAUUCUUAUUUACAAUUUAAAGAGAUCAAUUUAAUUGUAAAUCAGCAGAAAAAAUUGUAAGUCUCUUGCUUGUUUUGAUUCUCUUGCUGCACUUUUAUUUUACAGUCAACACAGAAACUCAAGACAUUGGAUGAAUUCUUUUUUUAACCAUAAAAAUGGCACGUUGGGUUUGACAGAUUUCAAAUCUGGUGCUCAGUUGUUUUUGAAAACAAAGUUGCAUUUGAAGCAAGACACUUAGCAGAAGCACGAUUGGAAGCUACGACCAUCAGGAAUCUUGAUCAAAAGUUGUUAGACUGUCAUCCUAGGCUCGAUAGCUAAGUUGGCAGAGCAACUGCACAAUGCUUGGAAGACUGCUGGUUCGAAUCCUUCAACAAAAAUAAAACUGUACUAAUUUGGGUUCGGAUUUUUGCCAGGUUUCUCUUUAACCAUGGAAUAGCUUAAUAUGCUGCUCCGGUUGAAUUUUGUUUCCAGUCAGGAAUUUUGUCUUAGCUGUGAAUUGUAGAAUGAAAUGAAAUUUGAAGAGGGGUUUUAAUGACAUUUGCAUGGUUUUGCUUUACUUGGUUUUCAUUGCAAGUGCUCUGAAACAGGUGUGCUUACUUGUUGAGCAACAAAAUUAAUGAAACCUCAGUCAAAAAUUCUUCUUUAAAUUUGUUGUGGUUUUCACCAGUUCACCCCGUCUUGUACCCCAAUGUAAACUUGGCAUAGUUACAGUGUAGUGAGUAGAGUGCUUAAAAAGGUAAAUAUUUCUCUAAGAAAUUCCAUUGGAGCUGUGUGGAUUUUUCACAGAGGGAGGAGCUCUCUGUUUUUCCAAGACGCCUGUCACCAGAUAACCCAGAGCUUCCCUAACAGUAGUUUCAUUUUUCUUUCCAGAAAUUAGACUUCUAAUUAGAAGAAAGGAAAUUGUGUGUGGAUAUUGUAGCGGCAACUUCCCGAGCCUAGGGGAUGCUUGUCUGAGUGUGCCUGAAAAAAAAAUUCCACUGUAAUUCACUUGUAAAAUUAAUCUUACAAAUUUGUAAAUAAGAAAGCCUUACAUAUCUAUGCUGUUGAACCGACACAGCUGUAUGUAUAUUGUACAUGAACCUUUUUUUCUCCAAUGAGAUGUAAUUUGAAUCGAUUAUUAAGUGGAAAUUGUAUCUGAAUGGAGUUAUAAAAUCACAGCACAGUUAUUAUACCGGUAAUUGUCUUGUUUUCAAUGGAAUAAAGGUUAAAUUUUUGUCAUUGAGA